AAUUAGUCGUCCCUAUUUAAUAACCGAUUGAUGCAACUCCGGUUCUAUCUCGUUACUUCCGCGACGACGACCUUCUCUCUCUUCCAGUGCCGUGAGAACGAAGCACAGACAGAUCGAUUUCUUCCGUCUCUCUGCCUUAGCGAUCUAUGAUGCACGGAGGACCAUCCGGAUUUCACAAUGCGCCGGUCACGCGUGCCCUAGUGAUCUCUAGCGCCAUCAUCACCGUAACAUAUGGCCUUCGCGGCCGUUCUCGCAGCAUCGGAUUGUCGUAUCAGGAUAUUACUCAGAACCAUGGUCUUUGGAAGACUGUUCCAUCAAUAUUUGCAUUUUCAUCCUCUCCAGAACUGAUAAUUGGAUUGUAUCUGAUAUAUUAUUUCAGAGUCUUUGAGAGGCAGAUAGGUUCUAACAAGUACUCGGUUUUUGUUCUGUUCAGUUUAGUAGCUUCAACAUUUUUCCAAAUUGCGGGUUUGGGUCUCCUAAAAGAUUCUCAAGUUCUUGCAUCUGGACCUUAUGGUCUUAUAUUUGCCGCCUUUGUACCUUUUUAUUUUGACAUCCCUGUUACUUCACGAUUCCGUAUGCUUGGACUGAACUUCAGUAACAAGUCAGCCAUAUACUUUGCUGGUUUUCAGCUUGUUUUAUCUGCCUGGAGAAGGUCGUUUAUACCAGCCAUAUGCGGUCUUCUUACUGGUUUUCUUUUCCGAGCCAAUAUAUUUUGCAUCCGCAAACUAAAGUUCCCAAAGAAGUUAACGUCACUAUUUUCAUGGUUAUUUUUAUCUUCUCCAAGUUCAUCCCCUUCGAGUGCCAAUAUCAGAAGAAAUGCAUAUAUAUCUAGCAUGGACCAUCGAGUUCAGCGGAACUAUCGAUCGGUGGGAAAUUUUAUGCCAGAACCACCAGAGUCUUCGAUUACGACAUUGGUGUCAAUGGGCUUUGAGACCAAUGCUGCCAGGCAGGCACUCAUUCAGGCUAGAAACGACAUAAAUGUAGCAACAAACAUUCUCCUCGAAGCCCAGUCUCGGUGACUUUAAACUCUUAGCGGUCUUACAUGGAUGGGAUCCUGACCCAGCUUACGACAUCUAUACAAGAAAAAGAGGAACCAAUAGAGUUUCUAUUAGUCUUGGCUUUACAUCCUUCAAUGCCAGCAGAUUCUGGUUUCUCUAAUUCCCUAUCUUUAGCAGUUAAUAGAAUUCACAGUGCUUUACAUUGAUUUUGUACAUUGGGAGGCACCUCCAGAUAUUUAUGUGUUCCAUUCUCUGUAAACAUUGAUUAUGAUCGAACCAUGAUGUAAAUUCAUUGAGGUUUAGAACUCAAUCUUUACUCUUCAAA
Zingiber officinale is the source of this 1323-nucleotide messenger RNA. RefSeq names its product rhomboid-like protein 20. Gene Ontology annotation, cellular component: membrane. The record is from RefSeq and is a predicted model, not a curated record. NCBI's taxonomy places the organism in Eukaryota, Viridiplantae, Streptophyta, Magnoliopsida, Zingiberales, Zingiberaceae. The transcript has 8 exons. The coding region runs from base 147 to 1019 and encodes 290 amino acids. Gene Ontology annotation, molecular function: protein binding; serine-type endopeptidase activity.